CGCGAACUUUACCAAAGUCAUUCACUCCACAACGAAGGAGAGAAUCUCGCGGCUGCGCGGUGGUUAGUUGACGUUUGUCACUAGGUUCCGUACAAUAUAAUUAAUUCUAUGAGAAAACAGCCCUGUUUUGAGAUUAUUACAUACACGUAAUUUAUAUAACAAAUUCUGCAAUUUUCAAAACAAAUACAGGGGACUGUCGCGUAACGACUGAGAAGUUUGAUGCACAAGGAUAGUCAGUGAAGAUCACGGUUAUGUGUUGCAGCAGUCAAGCUGCCAGCGAGUCACUGCAGUGAAGUGGAACUAAGUGCGACUCGAGUUACAGAAAAGAGAGAAAGACAGAUCUGCAGCUUCACAGCCAGGCUCUGAGUCUGCUUGCUUGUGUCAGGAGUGAAAACGUGGCACAGAUCUCGCCAAGAUGGAGUUUGCUGCGAUCUUUGCACUAUCACUACUGAUAGGUGCGCUGGUUGUGUUAGUGGCCGUGGCUGUUGGCAGACAGAAAGGCGAAUUAUCUGAGCAGAACGAACAGAAGAAAGACACCAGUGCACCGGUGGAGGAAAAUGCAGCGCAAGCUUCUUCCAAAAAGCAGAAGCAUCAACAGCGCCCCCGUAAGGAGAAACCGCAGCAGCACACAUUCACACACAAGCUACUGGCUUCCUCUUUAAAGAAUCACAGUGGUAAUGUCACCUGCCUGGAUUUUAGUAGCAAUGGCAAAUACCUUGCGUCUUGCUCGGAUGAUCGUACCAUCAGGAUCUGGAGCACUAAAGACUUCCUGGAUCGAGAUCACAAGUGCUUGCGGGCCAACGUUGAGUUUGACCAUGCCACACUCGUCCGCUUCAGCCCAGACUCUCGAGCAUUUAUCACUUGGCUGGCUAAUGGAGAGACCAUUCACAUCUAUAAGAUGAUUAAAAAGGAUGAUGGGACAUUCAGUUUCAAAGCUGCCUCAGAAGAUUUCCCUCAGAAACACAAGGGGGUCGCAAUCAACAUCGGAAUUGCAGAGACAGGCAAAUUUAUAAUGUCUGCCUCUGUUGACACCACCAUUGUGAUCUGGGAUUUGAAGGGAGAGGUUUUAGCUACUAUCAACACGAAUCAGAUGACCAACUCGCAUGCUGCUGUGUCACCGUGUGGAAGGUUUGUUGCUUCCUGUGGUUUUACCCCUGAUGUGAAGGUGUGGGAGGUUUGCUUUGCUAAAUCAGGGGAGUUCAAAGAGGUCGCCCGUGCAUUUGACCUUAAGGGACACUCGGCUGGGGUUUACUCCUUUGAUUUCUCCAAUGACUCUCGGAGAAUGGUGACUGUUUCCAAAGACGGCACGUGGAAGCUGUGGGACACUGAUGUGGAGUAUAAGAAAAAGCAGGACCCAUAUUUGCUCCGGACCAUGCCAUGUCAGGUGUCAGAGGGGAGCCGCAUUGCCCUGUCUCCCGACGGUCGUGUAGUAGCCAUAUCAAACGGUUGUGAUCUAGCCGUGUACAGUGCCAGCACUGGUGAACUAGAGGAGGAGUUUCACGGUGUUCACAGCAAAGAGAUAACCAACCUUAAGUUUGACAUCAACAAUCGUUUCCUAGUGAGUAGUGGGGACCGUGCCAUUCGCGUCUUUCACAAUGUAACCGGUUACCGUGCUGCCAUCCAGGACAUGCAGACCAUGCUGAAGAAAGCCUCAAAUGAUGGAGUGAGACAGAGACUCCAGCAGCAGAUAACAGAUGCCCAGAAUGCUCUGGACACAGUGCUGAAUGCAACAAAGAACUAAAAGCUGAUUUGUUUUCACUGGAAAUUUAGUCUGUUUUUGGUUUCAGUAUUAAGUUUUAAAGUAUUAAGUUGCUUUAGCAUGCUGAUUUUAUUGAAUAAAUUGGGUGUUUUUAAGUGUUUGUCAAC
Messenger RNA from Sinocyclocheilus anshuiensis, 1866 nucleotides. RefSeq names its product transducin beta-like protein 2. Gene Ontology annotation, biological process: endoplasmic reticulum unfolded protein response. NCBI's taxonomy places the organism in Eukaryota, Metazoa, Chordata, Actinopteri, Cypriniformes, Cyprinidae. The transcript is spliced from 7 exons. The record is from RefSeq and is a predicted model, not a curated record. Bases 416 to 1741 code for a protein of 441 amino acids. Gene Ontology annotation, molecular function: protein binding. Gene Ontology annotation, cellular component: endoplasmic reticulum.